Messenger RNA from Polistes canadensis, 3523 nucleotides. RefSeq names its product serine-rich adhesin for platelets (gene Sobp). Bases 1128 to 3440 code for a protein of 770 amino acids. Gene Ontology annotation, cellular component: nucleus. Gene Ontology annotation, biological process: animal organ development. Lineage: Eukaryota; Metazoa; Arthropoda; Insecta; Hymenoptera; Vespidae. The record is from RefSeq and is a predicted model, not a curated record. The transcript is spliced from 4 exons.
CAUACGAAUGCCGGCUGAUCGGCACUUGGUUAUUUUUACCGCGUACACGUAGGAGCGUACACGCGAGAAGAGUCUCCUUUGAAUCGGUUUCUUGAAUCAUCAUCUUUCCUUCGCGAUCAGUGAUACAUACAAAAGUGUGCUAAGUGAAUUUACCAAUUCAACGAUUUUCUCCAAAUCCUUAUAAUCUUUUUAUCACUUUACUGAGUAAUUUUUUGUCCUCUCUAAAAAUAUAAACCAACAAUAAGAAGAAGAUAUCGAAAGCAGCUUCGAGGAUUUAAAUUACGCGGGUAAUCGGUGAUCUUUAAAACGGAAUUUAGAUCAAUGCGAUAUGCAUCCUACGAGAAUUUUUAAACAAAACAUUCUAUUUUAAGCGCACGUGUACCCGUUUAUUGUUAGAUUUCAUUGAAACAAACGAAAAUGACGUUGUCAUCAUCGUGUGCGUUCAUCGACACUCUCGUUAAGGAAUACCGCGAAUUUUCGAAAAAGGGAACGCAUAAUAAUCUAUACGAUUAUCUUGACUGAAAAGAUCUAAACGACAAGACAAAGAGGAUACAAGGAAAGAUAAAAGAGAGAGAGAGAGAAAGAGAGAGGGUGAGGGUUGGAGGGAGGAAGGGAGAGAAAGAGAGAGAGAGACCGAUCAUAUGGUCUAAUUUUAAUGCGAGUUGUUUUACCUUAGUGACCUAAAAAUAUCAGUGAAAUUCGAUUAGCCUAGAGCCUGCCUUCUCCGUUGCUUGCGGCAUGUGAGACUAUCUAGCUAAGUAUUUUUAGGAAAAACUCUUCCAACAUUUUCUCGUAGUAGGGAACACAUUUUAUUCGGGAUUACACAGUAUAGAUAUAUAUCAUUUUGGCUCAUCCUUUUACUUUUAGAACGAACAUAAUAUACAUUAAAUGAUUUUCAAAGAGAAUAUUAUUUUUUUUACUCGAUUAAACGAAAUGCAUCGUUCGAUUAAUCGUUCGAUCAUAUACAAACCAAUUCGUAAAUUAUUAUUUUUUUGUUUAAGAAACGAAAUAACGAUUUUUAUGGGACAACACAGUAGUAAAGUGAAUUAUUCCGAUUAAAAUAUAUGUUUAUUUGCGUUCAUAUUUAGAAAUCAUUUGAAUGACUUAUGAACGCGUAGAAGAGAGUAAUGGGAAGUAGGGUAGAAUCGCAUUUGAAUAUAAUAAACGAGAGAUCAGUUAAGACGCGAGUGUCAUCGUCGUCAUCGUCAUCGUCAUCGUCAUCGUUGUCAUCGUCGUCACCCUCGUCGUCAUCAUCGUUGUCAUCGUUGUCAUCGUCGUCGUCCUCGUCGUCAUCGUCAUCUUCUUCUUCAUCGUUAUCGUUAGAAGAUAAAACUGUUCGUGACGAUUUAAUGGAAAGAAAACGUGUACCAACAAAGGUGAAGAAAGAAGAGGCUGACGAGGAGAUAAGGGAAUAUGCAGCAACGGCGAUGAGCGAAUUAUUGGGAUGGUACGGUUAUGAGAAAGUUGAUAGCGGUUACACCAGAGGCUUAAAUCUCGAUCAUUUUGCACCGGUUGCAACUUCGAAACAUCCCUUGCCUCAAAUGGAUCGACAAUUUCUAUUCGAUGGAAGUUCGAGAUCACCGAUGGCCACGAAUCAUCAUCAAUCGGUUUUUUCUCAUUCACUGCGAACGAAAUUAACGCCUUCGUAUUAUUCUAACGAUAUUUUUAAGAAUAACGAUAAAGUUACGGCAAGUCCGUCGUUACAAAUCAAAACUGUCCUACCAUCUACUUCAAGAUUACCUUAUCACAACGAUUCAACUUCCAGUAGCCCAGAUGAAAUGACGGAGGUCGGGCACAGAUUGAUAUCCUGUUCUUGGUGCGGACGAAUCGGUGAAACGUGGGAACCGGGAAGAACGAAUCCACUUUCUUGCGGUAUGGUCAGUGCUUUGGGACAAUUUUGCAGCGAAGCUUGUUUCGCAGCCGGCCGAAGAGCAGCUUUUAAAAGAGCACGUACGUGCGAUUGGUGCAGACACGUUAGAAAUCCUAUCAGUUACGUCGAUUUUCAGGACGGCGAAAGUCAGCUUCAAUUUUGUAGCGACAAGUGUUUGAAUCAAUACAAGAUGAACAUAUUUUGUCGAGAAACCGAGACGCAUCUAGCCCUUCAUGGAUUAACAGCGAUUCCACCUAGCGAUUCUGGAAAGGGUGGUGGUGGUUGUGGUGGUGGUAGUGGUGCAUUAAUCACCCCCGAACUUUGGCUUCGGAACUGUCAAUCGCCUCGUAGUUCGACGGAAGAAAUUUUGAUCGUCGACGACGAGUCGAUCAGCAGGCUCUCGCCUCUGUCACAAAACGCCGAAAUUGAUCGUAAGGAAUCGAUAGAUCUCCCAAAAUCUGACAAUUUGUCUCUCAAAUUGAUAAGAAGAAAUUCGUUUUGCACGCGAACGGACGUCAACAACGCGACGUCGAGAUCGAGAACGAUGACUACGACGACGACGACGACGACGACGAGGAAGAUGGAAAACACGGACGAGAAGACGAAAGACAAUAGUGAAAGUGUUCGCGAAACUAUUAAAGAAUCUUUUAAAGAUCGUGAAUACGAAAAGUAUUAUCAUUGCGCUAACGAUCGUAUGCAUUGUAGAAUUCCAUAUACGGAUUCGAAUCUUUUAAAUUUGAGCCAAUCGAGAUCAUCUUCCGUUGAUCAUACCAAACAACAUGUAAUAGGAAACAUCAUGGACGAUGAAUUACACGACAGGCAUAAGAUAUAUAAAUCUGUUAUAGAAGAUAAAAGUGAUAUACACCUGAAGGAUAUUAAAGGAUUGCGUGGUAGAGAAUCGUCGAGAAAUUGGGAUAACGUUCGUUAUUCUCAGCAAAGGAAAUUACGGAAAUCUUCCUCUUGGAUUCCAGAUACGUCUUCGUCACCGAUACAAUCCGAAGCAAUACCCUCGCCUGGUUCUUGCAUCGACGAAUCAAGGCAACAUAAAUAUCACUCGGAUUUGAAAAUAUAUCCCGAAACGGCAUCGGUUAAUCCCAUCCAAUCUCAAUUCUCGUCUCAAACUUCCUACUCGUCGUCGUCGUCGUUAUUACCUCCCGUAACGAUACUCGUUCCUUAUCCAAUACCAAUACCAAUUCCAGUUCCUAUACCGAUACCUCUUCCAGCCUCGGUUUUUGCCAAAUUUAUUCCGGAUAAAGAUACAUCAUUGAAUAAUACUGAUUCCGAUAGGAAGAGUUCUACCUCGGACAAUUUAACUGAUAGUGUUAUAUCUACGACUGAUCAUACGACGUCGAUAAAAACUCAAUCACCGGUAACUCCGGUAACGGACAAGUGUCACUUCAACGUGAUUUCUUCUUCAAAUAGCGACAGUGAACAUUCUAACGCGUUAUUGAACAAAAACAACCUUUCCAAAAGUUCAACGAGAUCGUUGAGAAAGAAGAAACGCGUUAACGAGGAUAACGAAAGUACAGAUCGUCAGCCAAAGAGAAGAAGUAAAUUUCUAACCACAUAGAAACUUUAUAUUUCUCAAGUGUUUUAGAACAUUUUUAUAUCGUUUAGAUUCAAUUGUCAUUAAAGUAACUAUUUUGAAGAUGA